AUGGCGCCCCCUUAUCGAGGUGUAGGAUCUUACCAAAACCGGCGCUUUCAGUCAGGCGCUUAUGAUCGAGUGCCGCGAGGCCCAGUCCCUCAUCAUGAAAUUGGACCACGGAAUGGGGAUCAAGUGUCGAUGGCGUAUCAGCCUGAGCUCCACGCGAUGAACAGCAAUAUGCUACCAGGACCUAGGAACGCUGAAAGAACUCAUCAAUUCAUGUAUCCCAAUGGCAUCCCUCCCAACUACAAGGUGGUUAAACCCACCGAUGGCACUAUUCCCCAGAAGUACAUUGAGGACUACCUUGAUGUGUCAUUCUAUCUGACACCUGCAAAAGAAGUCAAGGCUCUUUUCAGCAGCAAAAGCGGCUCACUUCCGACCCGCGGCCUAUCUCACGUCGUUCCCACACGAGAGCUUCACUUAUGGAGCGCUGAGGAGAUUCAGGGCAACGCCAACGCCAUUCGCAAGAAGUAUUGGCAUGCUAUGAAGUCCAUGCAAAAGCCUGAGUGUUGGGAAGACCUGUACGAUUAUUUUGACUGCUUCGAUAUUUACUUUCACGGCGCCUUGAAUCUCUGGAAUCUGAUCACGCAUCUUUACCACGAGAACCAGAUCUUGAUCAAGGGCCUCCAUCAAAGUAUUGCCUUUGAGGUCGGCAUCUGGUGCGAUGAAUGGGUCACCAAAGAGGUGAACAAGCAGAAACUCUGGAGCUUUAGAAACUGGGAGCAUGUUCUCAGUUUAUUCAACGCGGAGGAUGUGAAGGAGCUCCAAGGAAUGGAACCUGUCAGCGUCGAGCUUCUGAAGAGCGCUUUGGUUCACAGGCAGGCUCAACUGCAUGGCAAGAACUGGGCGCAGCCAACUAAAUAUCCCGCCAACAGCCUUGGAGCCCAGUGGCAUCAUCACACUGUUCAGCAGUGGCUUGCCGGUCAACCCGUUCCCGAUACGCCAAGCGGUAUGGCACCUCCUCAAUCAUUGCUGUCCUUAGUAUCAUCUGGCAAUCCAGCUUCCGAUAGCGGUAUUGGCCGCAUUCCCGAGUCUGUAUCAAAUACUGGCCAGACGUCACAAGCCCCCCUGGUCGUCAGUGGAACCAAAAAGCAGAGCAUUGCUUAUCAACCCCCUGUUGCUCGUUCGACACUUGCUUUGUUAAAUCAAAACGAGCAACCUCAGACGGAUGUAAACCAUGCUGAAUCAGGCCAUGACUCUUCUGCCGCUGGACAUGGCGAUUACAAACCAUACAAAGCUGGCCCUGGUGGCACGCAGCGGCCUUCCCUCGGGUCCUGGGCUCCUUCCCACUCUGAGGCUCCUUCGUCCACGCACCCCUCAGCUGUCACAUCAGUGCCACCACCUGCUCCUCCUCCUGCUACAACUCCCGCGCAUCACAAUGAGCGACAACAAUGGCGAAGUGAGUCAGCAAGAUCAUCAACUAGCUUUGACAAUGCAAGCCAAGGUCGGCAGCGAUAUCGUGGGGAGUCUAAAGGCUGGGAAAAGGUUCAGAAUGCAGAUGAAUCGAUUCAUGGUCCUGUCUUCCGUCGUUCUCCGGUCAAAGGCAUUCGACCGCGAGCUUUCUCUCGGCUAUCAUCGAAGGAAGAUCCAAACUGCGUGAACCAGGGAAAAGUUGCUAGCGACAAGUGGUCAUACACCCCUUGCAACUGCACGAAUUGCGAAGUUCGUGAACGAUCUGUCUAUGUCAAUCUCAGUCCAACUCCGCAGCUGCCGUCGGAAAAUCGUCAUAGAAUACUGACAAGAGUCAUGUCUCAAUGGGGACAAGUCGAAAAGGUUGUCCCAUUGCCAUUUGUAAAUAAGACCGACUGUAUGGGUUGUAUCGUCAGAUACACCGAUGAAUCCCGCAUCAGAGAAGUUGUGGCGACAAAUGACUUUGAUUGUGAAGAGCUCCAAUCCAGAGUCCGGAUUGGCGCAAUGCACCACUCCAAGUACGGCAACGCAAUCUAUCAUAGUAGAACUUCUCCUGCCAAAAGCAACAGUUGGCAACGGGGCACUAGUACUGUUCGCCAUCAUCGAGAUGCCAGAAUUCAAGUGUCUCUGGAGCAGUUCAUGCUUCAAAAGCCCCAGACCGUCAAACCUCCUGCCGAAGCAGAGUCGCAGUCUAAACCUCCUUCAGAAGAGGCCUUGCCAGAUUCUGAGCCAUUCGAUGAGGGAAAUAGCCCUCCAGGCGUCACGAAUUUGGGGAACAAUGGCAAGGGUAAGGCUAUCCGGGUCCACCUCCCUGCUACGCCAAAGAAAGAGAAGCACUCGAGCUCCCAAGUGAUCAAGAAACCUACUAUGGGCCAGGAAAAUGCUGCCAUCGCUUUCAAGAAGAGCGAACUACUUGCACUUGCCGCACCAUCAGAAACGCCACUCGAGUCAUGCGAUUGCGAAGAUACUGGAACUUCCAAAACGGUGAGAACAUCGAAGUCCCAAGAGAAGGCACUCGUGAACACCUCUUCCGAGAAAUCGAAGGUCGGAAAAGGUUUGCCAAGUCCUCCUCGCGGAAGGGGUUACUAUAGCAAAGUUUUCACUCCAGAAAACCCUGAGCAAGUCGAUAUAUUCGACCUCCAGCCCGUUCAGUCCACAAAAUCGGCAAAGGAAGCGGGACAUGCACUCGACACCUUGUUAGACGCAUCCAUCGGGUUGCAGUCACUCAAAAGUGACCAGCAACAUGUGCAGCCAGCAACCGACCCUGAGAGCCUUUCUGAGAAGAAGUACAAAGGAAAGGGCAAGAGCAACAAGAAGAAAAAGAAAACGGCCGUUGUUAGCGAGCCGCCUGAGGCGACUGGUUCCCAAAACUUUGACAAUCAUACGACCGAAGGCACUGCCGAGGAGCAGGGCUCGCAAACCCAGGUCGUGUUCAUAUUGAGUAGGGGUCGAAGCAUGAGAGUUCUCGAGCCAGAGAACCCUCAGAAUCCUUCACCUAAAAACCUCACAGAGUAUCUUGGGAAUGGCCUCAAGCCAUCAGAGGCCAAUGAACCUGCAGAGACCACAAGUCAAGAUUACCGCGCCAACGCUGGCGGCUCGCUCCGCAUGUCUAAGAUUCGGAAGAAACCGCUCCUAGAACUGAAGCUUGCAGGCUCAUCUGCUUCAGACGUUGACGCGACCUUACCCUCUGACACUGCUCUCGCUUCAGCUGCAAGCUUCGUUACCGCCAAGGAGCAUAGCUCUUGUGAUGGUUCACAAGGCAUGGCUUCGACCCCCGCGACGCCUUUCUCGGGUAAAGAGACCAUGCCCACGGCUUUCACUCCAGAACCGCCAGCUGCAGACCAUGUUGAAGCCUCAAAUACUACUAUUCUUCUCAAUCCUCAAGCCAAGGAAUUUCCAUCUUCCGGUCCUUCCACAAUGCCGCUCUCCUCUGUGAAGCUUGCACCGAUUCCGUUGAAGAGGCCCAUGCAACAUCAGCGGAAUGUCUCCGAUACAUCAAUCGCCACUUCUCGUACAAUUACACCAGACAUUUCACCCACAAAGCCAGAUACAGACAAUGCUAAGAAAUCUGUUCAAGGCGUGACGAAGCGCGACACAGCAAUCAUUCCUACGGAUUCAAAUGCGAGCACUACUCCAGUUAGCCAUGACGACAAGCUUACUCCUGAAAACGACGAUGAUGACGGAUUAUGGCAGUUGCAGCGCAACCAGCGGACCUUGACUAAGGGUAAAUCCAAGCAGCCGAACGGUAGAAUGCAGUCUCAGCAGCAUCACUCUUAUGCCAAACAGGGCAACAGCAAAAACCAUCACUCGCCUAAGAAGCAAAAGACGCAGGGCAAGAACCAUCUCUUGCCCCGCUAUGUUUCGAGCCCGAACAACCGAACUGCUUCGACAAGCAACAAAGAAGACUUUCCAUCGGUCCAGGCCGGACGUGCAUCCGACUCAGUUCUUCCAGCUGCCAGCACCUGGGGUAAGGUGCGUCCCGCAUCCACGGCAACUGGUGCAACUGCUAUUUCCGCCAAGGGCCACACUACUGGAGGACAAGUUUCCAAUGAGGAAGUCGACAAGCAGUAG
Molecule: messenger RNA, 3972 nt
Organism: Colletotrichum truncatum
Lineage: Eukaryota; Fungi; Ascomycota; Sordariomycetes; Glomerellales; Glomerellaceae
Source: RefSeq, a predicted model, not a curated record